UAGAUACAUAAUUUCUUUUUAUAUAUGUCACUAUGUCACUAAUAAGAUGGCUUCCCGGAAAAGACAAACACGAUUCUCGCGAGUAUGAAAAGGACUGCCACAAUUUGCGCGAGAGCUCCCGGGAUCUCCACGCCUUCAGGCUACACCAUACGCUGGCUGUGUUGAUACGUUUUGUUUUUGUGUGUGUUUGUCGGUAAAAUACGUUUGGAAUUCGGAGACACCGCUGCCCCCGUGCUUUGUUCGGUAAAUAAACAUCUUUACAUGUUAGUAGUCAAGCGUCAGAGAAAAUUGUCUUGAAAAAUAAGAAUUUGAUCAACCACGAAGAUGUCAACAACCGAAAACAAGAAUACAAACAGCACAGAGUCGUGGGGAGGCUUCGAUGACAACCCGAUUCAGGGUGGUGGCUCCGCGGUGAUCGACAUGGAGAACAUGGACGACACCUCAGGGUCGAGUUUCGAGGACAUGGGGGAUAUGCAUCAGCGAAUGAAAGAGGAAGAGGAGGUGUCGGAGGAGGCUGCGGCGACAGAGGAAGGGGAUGACGGAGAGUUCUUAGGCAUGAAGGGGGUCAAGGGGCAGCUCAGCCGGCAGGUUGCCGAUGAGGUGUGGCAGGCCGGUAAGAGGCAGGCAUCAAAGGCUUUUAACCUGUAUGCCAACAUCGACAUCCUCAGACCCUACUUUGAUGUUGAGCCUAUCCAGGUCAGGAACAGGUUAUUGGAGUCUCUGAUACCCGUCCGAAUAAUUAACUUCCCACAGAAAAUUGCUGGAGAACUGUAUGGCCCCCUGAUGCUUGUUUUUACAUUGGUUGCCAUUCUCCUGCAUGGAAUGAAGACUUCUGGAACUGUCAUCAGAGAAGGCACAUUGAUGGGCACAGCUAUAGGCACCUGUUUCGGAUACUGGAUUGGCGUCUCCUCCUUUAUCUAUUUCCUGGCGUACUUGUGCAAUGCUCAGAUCACCAUGCUGCAGAUGUUGUCACUUCUGGGUUAUGGUCUGUUCGGACACUGUGUUGUUCUCUUCGUGACCUACAGUGUUCACUUCCAUUCUCUGUUCUACAUCCUGUGGUUGGUCAUUGGAGGACUGUCAACAUUACGUAUGGUUGCUGCUCUGAUUUCCCGCACUGUGGGGCAUACACCACGUCUCAUCCUGUGUGGGACAGUCGCCACUCUGCACAUGCUGUUUUUACUUUACCUGCACUUUGCCUAUCACAAGAUUGUCGAAGGUAUUUUGGAUACCCUGGAAGGCCCCAACGUGCCCCCGAUUCAGCGAGUUGCACGGGACAUCCCUGAAGUUUCAGUGGCCCUGGUGAAUGCCACAGUAAAGAUGAUCGGCAUCACUCUGCAGUCCCAUUAAUAACAAAACGAACUCUAGAAACUGCACAAGCAAUGAUUAACAGUCCAUCUUUGGCAAAGGGCAGAGUUCAGUUCAAAGCUGUUUUUGUUCUUAUUCCUUGACUUACUUUUAUUUCAUGUUGUUUUAAUGGUUAACCUCUUUCUGGUAAACAUCUAAUAAGCAACAUCUUCAUUUUAUAUUUGAAAAUAAAUUAUGUAAGGGUUUUUUAGUGCAGUGUAAGAGGUCAAAAGAAAACUUAAUAAACCAACAGCCAUCUGUAUUGAAAUCAUAAGCUAUUCCUAAAUUCAUCAGUCUUCACUGCCCUGUGAUGUGCUACGGGUUGCUUAAUUCGAUAUGUUUCUGUAAUGCUUCACUCACACAUCGGUAUAACUGUAAAUUGAAACUAUUGAUCAGCAUGGUAGCUUUCCAUCAGCCUGGUAGCUUUGCAUCAGAGCCUUACCCCAGGGCUUGACAGUGGGUCAUUAGAGAGCAAGACACAUAUGUGAUAAUGUAAUCUCACACCAUUCCUAGGUCCGUUAUGUUAUGUUAUUUUACUUGAUUUUUUUCAUGUAUUAAAAAAAAAAAAGUGUAUUGAUUAGGGGUCUGUUAUUAAAUUAGAUUUGUUAGACAAACAAAAAAAUAUUUCAGGAUCUAGAUGUAACUUCUUUUUAUGGCAUUGAUAUACAGAGAUCAAGUCAGUGUCACGUCUCAAUGGCUCCCAGCAUCUUCCAUUGAACUGCAGUGUAUUAAUGGGAACUGUGCUGCAGUUAUGGUGCAACGAUCUCCAGUUACUUCCCUGUAGUUUCAUAUGGAUUCCCUGUUGAAUUGGGUCUUCGUUCAUAGCUUGGGAAUGGGGUUAUGUUAAUAUUGGAUUGUACAUUAAUGUUCCUUUAUCAUGGGUUUACUUUUUUUCUUAUAUAUUAUAGUUAUUGUACAGAAAAUAAAAAAAUAAAAUAUUCAAGAAGUUUGA
Molecule: messenger RNA, 2296 nt
Organism: Acipenser ruthenus (sterlet)
Lineage: Eukaryota; Metazoa; Chordata; Actinopteri; Acipenseriformes; Acipenseridae
Gene: yipf3
Product: Yip1 domain family, member 3
Exons: 9
Coding region: 325-1347 (340 amino acids)
Cellular component (GO): Golgi apparatus
Source: RefSeq, a predicted model, not a curated record